This is a messenger RNA of Chelonus insularis, 1368 nucleotides long. Its product is annotated as ELMO domain-containing protein 2. Bases 268 to 1206 code for a protein of 312 amino acids. The transcript has a single exon. The record is from RefSeq and is a predicted model, not a curated record. NCBI's taxonomy places the organism in Eukaryota, Metazoa, Arthropoda, Insecta, Hymenoptera, Braconidae. Gene Ontology annotation, molecular function: GTPase activator activity.
UGUGUGUGUGUUCAAUCUAGUGUUUAGUUGCCGGCCAACGUUUUAACGAUUUUUACGUGAAAUUAAACAAAAAAGUCAAUAUUUAGGGUUUUCAAAACUUCAUAAAAUAUCACACAAAAAUAUUAAUUAAAAUUUUUUAAUGAAGUGCAGUCAUAAGUAUAAAAAACAAGCAGAUGUUUAUACUUUAGAUCUAUAACCUUUCAUCAUAAGUCUCAUUGUCUUUAGAUAUGAUAUAUUUGAGAAAGUUAUUGACUUCAAAGAUUAAAAAUGUUUACUAAUAUCUGGACAUUGAUUUGUUGGUACUUUAGACCUUUUGUAAAAUGGUUUUUACGUCACACAACCCAAAUGUGUGAACUUCAAAGGAUUUGUUAUGGUGAACCCUCGGGUGCGUCACGAGCGUUGGGGGUGGAGCAAUCAUUAAGACAAUCCCGUAAUGCAAAGAUUAAAGUCUUAGUUGCACAUCUCGAUGGUAUUGCUGAGCAACAAGGGAUAACUAUUAAAACUGAACGUAAAAUUUUAGAAGAAUCCAUAAGGUCAGUUUUACUCAUAAAGAAAAUAAAUCCUACAGCACAUCCAGAUUUUGCCAAGUCAUUUGGCAAAUGUGUAGAAUUAAUUUGGGGAUACCGUCAACUGGUCGCAGAUUGUGAAGAAUUGAGGCAAACGGCAUAUGAUUCAGAUGAUCCGGAGCAUGAAAUAUUAUUGCUAAAAUUGUGGAAUUUAUUAAAACCCACAGAAGCUCUUGAGGCAAGAGUAACCAAACAAUGGCAGGACAUUGGUUUCCAAGGUGACGAUCCAAAAACAGACUUUAGAGGAAUGGGAAUUUUAGGACUUAAAAAUUUAGUAUACUUUGCUGAAGAGUAUCCAGUUGCUGCUGCACACGUCUUAUUGCAUUCAACACAUCCACGACAUGGAUAUGCUUUUGCUAUUGUUGGAAUUAAUAUUACGAGCAUGGCGUUAAGGCUUUUACGUGAUGGUACGGCUAAAACUCAUAUCUACAAUUCAUCAAAAACACUGCCAAGUAUUCGUGCCUUUCAUCAAUUUUAUAGUUAUUUAUUUUAUGAGUUUGACGGGCUUUGGAUGCAGUCUAAGCCUAGCAAUAUGAUGGAGUUCUCAUCAAUUCAAGAAAAGUUUGAGAAUAGUAUCCGCAUUGCUUUAGCUAAUCCAACAACGAUAUUUAGAAUAAAUGUAUCUGUUGAUAAUAUUUAGUACAAAUUUUUUCAGUUUAGAUUACAAAGAGACUUAAAUGAAUUUUAUGUAUGACAGCUUGACAAUUUUUUUUUAUGUUACAACAUCUGUAUCAUUCCAUAUAAUUUAGUUGAAUGUGUUUUAUGAAAUAAUUUUGCUGUGUGAGAAAAACAAUGCAUAAAU